This is a messenger RNA of Dujonia railenensis, 852 nucleotides long. NCBI's taxonomy places the organism in Eukaryota, Fungi, Ascomycota, Pichiomycetes, Serinales, Debaryomycetaceae. The record is from the annotation of a GenBank genome assembly.
AUGUCUUCAAGCGACCCUAUGAUUUUUUCUGCCGAUUCAAUGAUGUUUGAAUCUGCAGAUAGCUUACUUCCAACUUCCACUCUUGCCUUUUCUGAUACCUUACCCGUAUCGAAUAAGCAUGAGCAGGUUGAAGAGUUAUCAUCUCAUCUCCCAGAGUACUUCGGAGAUGCUGACACUACUAGUGCCCCUAGCAAUGUCAGAAACAACCUUGGUGAAGCUUCACCUUUUGAGAUUCACUCAGCAGUUUUGGAUUCAGUGUUUUCCACUACAGCUGAUGAUGCUCAAACUUUCGAAGAGACUCCUAUGUUUGAUGAACUAGACUUCAUUGUCGAUGGCGUUAAGCCAAAUUCCAAGGAUGAUUGGGUAUCCUUGUUUAACGACGAUGAGAAGCAUUUUAUAACCCCAAAGCCAAAGGAUUCUUCUAAGAGACUCUUCAGUGAGAUAGAAGAAACUUUUGAAUUUGCAGCUGUAAAGUCUAUUGCUCCUCAUGUUACUGCUGAACAAUUAGUUACUCCAGCUCAUUCGACUUUUACUAGUCCUGACCUCGACCAUCUUCACAAGAAGGUUCCAUCUACUGUGUCUUCCGACAAGGUUGAUCAUCUUGGAUGUGUCACUUACUCAAAGAAACAAAGAACUCAGCCAUUGAGCCCUGUUCCAUCUGAUGGAAGCGAUCCUGUUCUUUUAAAGCGUGCGCGUAACACCGAAGCUGCCAGAAGAUCAAGAGCCCGUAAGAUGGAACGUAUGUCUCAAUUAGAGGACCGCGUUGAAGGUUUGUUAAGUGACAAAUCUGAAUUAGAAAGUGAAGUUGCAAGAUUAAAGGAAUUGUUACUGGUCAACGGAAUUAGCUUUUAA